CGAGGCGGGUGAUGUGAGCGCGUUAUCCGUACACUCAGAUCACUGACACCGUUCAGCGAGCGCAGAGGAACGACGACCACGACCCGAGCAACACUCGGCACCGCAAGAAAUGAAAAGAAAAACCAGUCAGCCGCGAUAAAACAAGAACCAUCCGAUUACCGUCUGCAAAUCAGCUGUUCCGCACUCGAACCGGAAGCACGUGAUCACAGGCCGCACCAGUGCCUUCUGCUGGCUUUGCGCACGACAUCGGGCGCCUCUGCGUCAGUUUCCCCCUGCGUUUAGGCUUAGCAACGUGCGGGGUUGACUGGGGUUGUGUGCUUGUGCCUGUGUGUGUUUCUUCCAAAGCUCCCGUACCUUCUGUUGUGUCUUCGCUGAGGGGAAAAACAAACAAACGAAUAACUAGAAAAGGGUCGCAACCGUCCCUUCGUCGGCGCCGAUCGUCUGUUUGACUGCGUGGAAUUCCGUUGUCUGCCCAAGUUGAGACGAGCUCGUGAAUGUUGGAGCGAGUCCUAGCCGAGUGCCCCCGUGCUUGUGUCGGUGUUGGUGCCGCCGCCGUCUUCGACGACGACUUCGCGCGUCUCGGCUUCGACGGCGCAAUGCGACGUGGCACGACGGAUAUGUGAUCUGGUUUUUUGAGGGAGGGUCGGUCCCGAUCCCACCUGUAGGGACUAAAAAAGACCUUUUUGGUCUUCGGCAUUUUUUUUUUUAUUCCCUCUGCUCGACUUGACGACAACUGGUCCGGGUAUCUCGCCGUUUUCGUGCGGUCCGGCGGUCGAAAAUGGCGGACGCAGACCCCGAAACGUUGCUGGAAUGGCUCAACAUGGGCCAAGGAGACGAGAGGGACAUGCAGCUCAUCGCGCUCGAACAGCUCUGCAUGCUGCUACUCAUGAGUGACAAUGUGGAUCGAUGCUUCGAGAGCUGUCCCCCCCGGACGUUCCUGCCGGCUUUGUGCCGCAUCUUCCUGGACGAGGGGGCCCCGGACAACGUGCUGGAGGUGACCGCACGGGCCAUCACAUACUACCUGGACGUGUCGGCAGAGUGCACCCGGCGCAUCGUGGCCGUGGAGGGGGCCGUCAAGGCCAUGUGCAGCCGCCUGGUGGUGGCCGACGUGUCCUCCCGCACCAGCAAGGACCUGGCCGAGCAGUGCGUCAAGGUGCUGGAGCUGAUCUGCACGCGGGAAGCCGGGGCAGUGUUUGAAGCGGGCGGCCUGCAGUGCGUCCUGUCCUUCAUCCGGGACAAGGGGUCCCUGGUGCACAAGGACACCCUUCACUCCGCCAUGGCGGUGGUGUCCCGCUUGUGCGGCAAGGUGGACGCCAUGGACCCCUGCCUGCCCAGCUGCGUGGAGGCCCUCUCGCAGCUGCUCAGGCACGAGGACAGCCACGUGUCGGACGGAGCUCUGCGUUGCUUCGCGUCCCUCGCCGACCGUUUCACCCGGCGGGGCCUGGACCCUGCGCCGCUGGCGGAGCACGGCCUGGUGCAGCAGCUUCUGGGGCGCAUGGCGCACGCCGCGGCACCGUCGUCCUCGCUCUUGGCGCCCUCCUCCGGCGGCGCGGGCGGCACCCAGGGGGGCGGAGGCGGCACCACCCCGGCGCCGCCUCCGACGGAGCCCAAGUCGUCACCGACGGUGUCCACCAUCAUCAGCCUGCUGUCGACGCUCUGCCGGGGAUCACCCUCCAUCACGCACGACCUCCUCCGGUCUGAUCUGCCUGAUGCAAUAGAGUCCGCGCUGCAUGGAGAUGAACGGUGCGUGCUGGACACGAUGCGGCUGGUGGACCUGCUGGUGGUGCUCCUGUUCGAGGGGCGCAAGGCCCUGCCCAAGGCCGGAGUGGCCUCGGUGUCCACGCGGCUCAGCUCCCUGCGCAGGGUGGACAGCGCUGGCGAGCGCACCCACCGCCAGCUCAUCGACUGCAUCCGCAGCAAGGACACCGACGCCCUCGUGGAUGCCAUCGACUCCGGCGGUAUAGAGGUGAACUUCAUGGACGACGUGGGCCAGACGCUGCUCAACUGGGCCUCGGCCUUCGGCACCCAGGAGAUGGUGGAGUUCCUGUGCGACCGGGGCGCGGACGUGAACAAGGGACAGCGAUCUUCCUCCCUCCACUACGCCGCCUGCUUCGGCCGGCCGGGGGUGGCCAAGGUGCUGCUGCGCCAUGGCGCCAAUCCGGACCUAAGGGAUGAGGAUGGCAAGACGCCACUGGACAAGGCAAGAGAGCGGAACGACGAGGGGCACCGAGAGGUCGCCGCGAUCCUACAGUCUCCCGGGGAGUGGAUGUGCCCCGUCGGGGAGGCGUGCGGGGGCGCCCCCGGGGACAAGAAGGGGGCGUCCUCGGCGGCGGAGCAGGCCGGUGCCGAGGAGGAUGGGGAACCCAAGGGGGACCCCGAGAUGGCCCCCGUGUACCUGCGGCGCCUGCUGCCUGUCUUCUGCCUCACCUUUCAGCACACCCUCAUACGCUCUGUCAGGAAGUCUAGCCUGAACCUGAUCCGCAAGAUGCUGCACUACAUCCAGCCACCCCUGCUGUGCGACAUGGGGGGCGCCGAAAAAGGGGUGCCCAAUUUCGCCUCCCUCGUCGUGGAGGUGCUCGCCAACGUCCUCGACUCGGAGGAGGACGAGGACAGCCUCCUGGUGUCCCUGCAGAUGGUGCAGGAGGUGAUGAGCAAGGGCCCCGGGGUGUUCCUGGAGCACUUUGCUCGGCUGGGGGUCUUCAGCAAGGUGCAGGCCCUGGCGGGUCCCUCCUCCGCCCUGCUGGGCUCCGCCGAGGCCCCCGAGGAAGCUCCGCCCGCGCCCCUCGGCCCCUCCCUGGCCAGACCCAAGGACGAGGCGGGCCAGGAGGAGGAGGAAGUGGUGCAGGAGGACGCCAAGGAGAUCUCGCCGGGGCGCCCGUACCACUGGCGUGAGUGGAGCCUAGUGCGGGGUCGGGACUGCCUGUACCUGUGGAGCGAGGCGGCGGCCCUGGAGCUGUCCAACGGCUCCAAUGGCUGGUUCCGCUUCAUCCUGGACGGCAAGCUGGCCACCAUGUACUCGAGCGGCAGCCCCGAGGGCGGCUCCGACUCCUCCGAGAACCGGGGAGAGUUCCUCGAGAAGCUGCAGAGGGCGCGCACGCAGGUGAAGCCCCACACGCCAAGCCAGCCACUGCUGUCGACCCCCGGGGCGGCGCGCCUGGUGGUGGGCAACUGGUCGCUCUCGUGCCGUCGGGAGGGGGAGCUGUCGAUCCACAACUCGGACGGGCAGCAGCAGGCCACGGUGCUCAGGGAGGACCUGCCAGGCUUCGUGUUCGAGUCUAACCGGGGCACCAAGCACUCCUUCACCGCAGAGACCUCUCUGGGGCCAGAGUUUGCGGCCGGGUGGGCCGGCCGCAGGGGGCGCCGCCUCCGCUCCAAGAUGGAGGCACUCAAGCAGAAGGUGCGAGUCCAGGCGCGGGAGAUCUACAACGCCCACUUCCGGAGCGCCCAGGCCCAGCCGCGGGUGGUGGUCACCCGGCUCUGCAAGAUCGUGGACCAGAUCGACAGGGCCUGCCAGAAGCAGCUCUCCUGCUGGCAGGAGCCCCACCCGGAGUGGGGUCGUCAGCUGCGGCUGGCCCUGCAGGAGCUGGUGCAGCUGCUGCAGGAUGACCGGGCCGUGUCGGCCUACGAGCUGCACACCAGUGGGCUUGUGCAGGCCCUGCUCAGGCUGCUCGGCAAGAACGGCUUGGAAGGGAGCAACCAGACGAUGUGGAAGGCCAACCGUCUGCUAAAGGACAGAGUGCACGUCUUCAAGAACUGUUUCCACGACAAACCCUACGGCAACGAGAGCCGAUCCCCGUUUGUGACACUACUGAGGAAGCUAGUCAUGGUGCUGGAGUCUAUUGAGAAACUGCCCGUCUACCUGUACGACACACCUGGCUCCGGAUACGGCCUGCAGAUCCUGACGCGGCGUCUGCGGUUCCGGCUGGAGCGUGCGUCGGGGGAGACGUCCCUCAUCGACCGGACAGGAAGGGGCCUCAAGAUGGAGCCCCUCACAACCGUCGGGCAGCUCGAGAAGUACCUCGUCAAGAUGGUGGCGAAGCAGUGGUACGACUACGACCGCUCUACCUUUGUGUUCGUCAAGAAACUCAAGGAGCCCGGCGUCCGUCUCGUCUGCAACCACGUCAGGGACUUUGACGAAAACGGACUCAUCUACUGGAUAGGAACCAACGGCAGGACCUCUCCGGAGUGGGUGAACCCGGCCCAGGUGGGGCUGGUGGUGGUGUCCUCCUCGGAGGGGCGCAACCUGCCCUACGGCCACCUGGAGGACGUCCUGAGCAGGGACUCCUCUGCCCUCAACUGCCACACCAACGACGACAAGCGCGCCUGGUUUUCCAUCGACCUGGGUGUGUGGAUCAUCCCAAACUGCUACACCCUAAGGCAUGCCAGGGGAUACGGGAGGUCGGCACUGCGCAACUGGCUGUUCCAGGUGUCCAAGGACGGGGUGACGUGGACCACGCUGUGGAGCCACACAGACGACUGCUCGCUCAACGAGCCCGGCUCGACGGCCUCCUGGGCCCUGCCGGGCACCGCCGAGGAGGCCCAGGGGUGGCGCCACGUGCGGCUGCAGCAGACGGGCAAGAACGCCUCGGGGCAGACCCACUACCUGUCCCUGUCGGGCUUCGAAAUCUACGGCACUGUGACGGGUGUCUGCGACGACCUCGGCAAGGCAGCCAAGGAGGCGGAGGCCAACGUGCGUCGCCAGCGGCGGCAGAUCAAGCAGAUGCUCAAGGUGAUGGUGGGCGGAGCCAGGGUGGUCCGCGGACCGGACUGGAAGUGGAGGGACCAGGACGGGAACCCCUCGGGGGAGGGCACCGUCACCGGGGAGCUCCACAACGGCUGGAUCGACGUGACCUGGGACCACGGGGGCUCCAACUCGUACCGCAUGGGCGCCGAGGGAAAGUACGACCUCAGGCUGGCUCCCGGCUACGAUCCGGAUACCGCGGCUAGCCCGCGGGCUGCUUCGGCAGCCUCUGCCAAAGCCGCAAAAACAGUAACGACGGACAGUGUGGCGGCGCGCGGCAGCGUGCCGGCAGCCGGCUGUUGCCUGCCGAGCCGCAAGAGCUCCUCGGCUUCCAGCCUGGUGCCGGACUCCUCCCAGGGGCAGACGGCCAUGGACCAGCAGACGGCCGUUUCCGCCGAGAACCUCACCACCGUCAAGGCGGCGGAGGCGGUGGCCGAGAACAUGCUGAUCCGGGCCCGGGCGGAGGCAGCCCUGUCCACGACGGGCAUGGAGGCCCUGGAGCUGCCCCUGCUGCCCGUGGCGGUCCAGCCCCGGGUGCUGCAGGCGCGGGAGCUGAACAGCCUGUCCCCAACCAGGGAGGACCCCGAGACGGAGGACGCCCCGUCCCCCGCUCCCUCGUCCUCGGCUGGCCCCAGCCUCAAGGCGGCCUCCAGGCACCGCAUCGACACCGGGGCCACCAUCCUGGGCGCUGAAGUGACCUCCGCCCCCCGGCGUUGCGCCCGCAGCUCCAGCAACGCCCGGGGCCAGGCCUCGGAGCCCGGCCGGACGGGCUCGUCCAACAGCAUGAGCGUGUCCGUGCCCAACUUGUCCCUGGGGCUGGCCAACGCCAACGAGUCGGCCGCCAGCCUGCUGGAAACCUUUGCGGCGGUUACGCGGCGCCGGGCCGGCAGCAACGCCGGCGGGCAGGGCGUGGGGGCGGCCCUGGCCAACGCCGCGGCGGGCGGCGGCACGGGCGGCUCGUCCCUCUUCUCCAGGGGCUCCAACAACGUCAGCUCCCUGGUUCGCCUCGCCCUCUCCUCCAACUUCCCGGAAGUCCUCGCCGACUUGCUGGGCGACAUCACGGUUGGCAACGAAGCGUCUUCGCAGCUCGGCAACCACCCCCCACCCGGAGGCUUUCUGAGCACGGCUCAAAGCUACCCGAGCCUGACGAGCACGACCACCACGGCGGCGGGAGGCGGGGCGGGGGGCCUGACGGUCAGCCUGACCUCCAUGUCCAGCGAGAGCGAGCAGGACUUCCUCGAGACCUGCCGGGCCACCACCCUCAUGGCCGACCUGGAAGACGACGACGACCUGCCGGACGACGACGACAACGAGGACGACGACGACAACGAGGACGAUGACGACUACGAGGAUGUCGUGGAGGAAGACGGCAUGGAGCUGCGCAGCGGCAAGCGGCGCAGCUGGGACGACGAGUUCGUGCUGAAGCGGCAGUUCUCGGCGCUGAUCCCCGCAUUCGACCCCCGGCCCGGGCGCACCAACGUCAACCAGACGUCGGACCUCGAGAUCCCUCCCCCAGGCUCGGACGAAUCAAAUGCCGAGGAAGUGCGAGAAUCGACGCCUCAGCCGAGGCUUCACCUGACGUUGAAGGGUCCCAACCUCCCAGGGGUUCCGGACCUGGAAGUGGACCUCGUGGAUCCUGAGUGGACCAUCUUCCGCGCGGUUCAGCACCUGAUCCAGACCUCUGAGAUGGGAUCCAGGCAGGACAAGAUAAGGCGUAUCUGGGAGCCCAUGUACAUAAUCAUCUACAAGGCAGCCAAGGAGGACAGCUCGUACUCGAGAGAGGAGGCAUCCCGCCAGGUGCCGGUGGCACGUCCCUCGACGAGCGGCAAGGGCGGGGUUCGAGAGGGUGCCCUGUCCCUGAGCAGCGCACUGGGAUACUCGGGGUUGGAGGCCCAGGGCGGCUGCAGCGUGGAUGACGUGCUGCAGCUGCUGCGUCUGCUCAGCACCCACCGCAGCCGCACCAGCUCCAUUGGAAUCGAAGAUAUUCUGAGCACAGUAACCCUGGAGGACUUCCUCAGUAAGAAGAUUACCAACAAGCUGGUACAACAGAUCCAGGACCCCCUGGUGCUGUCGUCUGGCUCCCAGCCGGACUGGUGCGAACACCUGACCUACUCCUGCCCCAUGCUGUUCCCUUUUGAGACCCGGCAGCUCUACUUCUCCUGCACGGCCUUCGGAGCCUCCAGGUCGAUAGUGUGGCUGCAAAACCAGCGUGACGCCAGUGCGGAGCGUCACCGGGGACCCUCCCCCCGGCGGGACGACCCCCACGAGUUCCGGGUGGGGCGACUGAAGCACGAGCGGGUCAAGGUGCCCCGGGGGGACAAGCUGCUUGACUGGGCCACCCAGGUCAUGCGCCUGCAUGCCCCACGCAAGACUGUCCUCGAGGUGGAGUUCCAAAACGAAGAAGGCACUGGCCUGGGCCCGACGUUGGAGUUCUACGCCCUGGUGGCGGAGGAGCUCCAGAGGAGGGACCUGGGCAUGUGGCUCUGCGAGGACAUCCCGACCACCAACGACAAAAAGCCGACGGCGGCCUCCUCGGUGUCCGGCCCAGACCAGCGUCCCCCGUGGGGCGGGGAGAGCUCGAAGCCCCCCGGCUACUACAUCCACACGGCGUACGGCCUGUUCCCGGCGCCCCUGCCCCAGGGGUCCGGGGUGUGCAGCCGGGUGAGCGCCUGGUUCCACUUCCUGGGCAUCUUCCUGGCCAAGGCCCUGCAGGACGGCCGCCUGGUGGACCUGCCUCUGUCCCGGCCCUUCCUCAGGCUCCUCUGUCCGGGCCCACAGGCCUCGGCGGCACAGCCCCUGGGGCAGGCGGCCUCCAACUCGGCCACCGCACGGGAGCAGUCGAUCAACCAGGUGAACUCGUCAAUGACCCGCGAGGACCUCGGCCUGCAUCCCUGCCAGCAGGAGGACGCCCCGCCCUCGGGCUUGCAGGUGCCUCGCAGGGGAGUGUCCCUGCUGGGCCAGCCGGCCUGGUUCAGCGGGAUCCUCACCCACGACGACUUCAUGGAGGUGAACCCGCACCAGGCGCGCUUCCUACAGCAGCUGCGGGAGCUCUCCGCCCAGAAGCAGCGCAUCAUCGGGGACAACUCGUUGAGCCACGAGGACCGGGUGCGGCAGCUGCACAACCUUGCCUUCCCCACCCACGACGGCACGGGGGUGCCCGCCCGCAUCGAGGACCUUGGGCUGACGUUCCAGUUCUGCCCGUCGUCCAAGGUGUAUGGGUUCGAGGCAGUGGAGCUGAGGAGUGGAGGGGAGCAGGAGGAGGUGACCCUGGAGAACAUCGAGGAGUACACGGAGCUGCUCGCAGACUUCUGCCUCCACACGGGCAUCCGCAGGCAGAUGGAGGCCUUCAGGGCCGGUUUCUGCAAGGUGUUCCCCAUGGAGAAGCUCGGGGCCUUCAACCCGGAGGAAGUGAGGCUCAUGCUGUGCGGAGAGCAGAACCCCACGUGGAGCCGAGAGGACGUCAUCAACUACACGGAGCCCAAGCUGGGCUACACGCGCGACAGCCCCGGGUUCCAGCGUUUCGUCAACGUGCUGGUGGACAUGACGGGGGCGGAGCGCAAGGCCUUCCUGCAGUUCACCACGGGCUGCUCGUCCCUGCCGCCGGGGGGCCUGGCCAACCUGCACCCGCGCCUCACCGUGGUGCGCAAGGUGGACGCCUCGGACGGCUCCUUCCCCUCGGUGAACACGUGCGCCCACUACCUCAAGCUGCCGGACUACUCCAGCGAGGCACUGCUCAGGGAACGCCUGCUCGCCGCCACCCGUGAGAAGGGCUUCCACCUCAACUGAAGCGCCGCUCAGGAGGGCAGUCGUGCCGUGGGCGCCCGCCCGGGACUCCUUUUUUUCGGCCGCGAGGACUCCUUUUUUCAAAGACGCGGGGCAAGAGCGCCCACCAGGGACCCCUGUUUGAAAGACUGAACACGGAGAGAGGUACCAGUGCCGAAAAUGUGCGUGGCAGAUGCCACUUCCGGCGAGGGUGGCGAACCAGUCGGAAGGCGUGCGCCGCAGGAACCGCUUCCGACGGGCAUGUCCGCGGCGCGUUUGUUUGCAGUGAGCCGGUUCGAAGGACGUUCCGGCGAAUUGCGAAUACGGAUCGAUCCGACCGAGAUCUCGGCGGUGAAAGUCGGAUGCUGCGAAGGCCUUUGCGGCGAAUUCGUGCCCGACUCGAACCUCCGCGACGGUCUUUUUCGUGGACGGAGGUCCUCGUUUUGGGGCGAUUUUUCUUCCGCAAAAAGCGGAGAAGGUGCACUUUCGACGACCUUUUGUAGGUCACCUUCGUUCCAGCGGGACGCUUCUGGCGAACGCGGUCGUGACGAGGGCGCUCGUUCAAGACCUCCGCCCGCCCCGGCUUAAUUUUUUUUAUUCCGGGGGCGACGGAAGUGGGUGGGCGCUAGUUUUCACGUAGAACACUUUGCAAAAGGGCACACGGCGCCUUCCUCGCUCGCUUUCCAACCAAUAUGCCUCCGGGGGUUAAAAAAAAGCGUGUGCCACAAGACGAGCCUGAUCUUUACGGAAGGCAUCGAGAGCCGUGCAUUGUUCGAGGAACCAGUUCAUUCUUUGCCGACCACACGUUUUGAGUUAACUUCUGUUUUUCUUUUCGGAGCGAACUCUUACUUUCGGUGCUGCAUUGCGCGCACGUGAGUGGACGCGCUUUUGCCGACUCGUCUCGUUUAUCCAGAGGGACCCGAACGGAAGUCUUUUUGCAGUGAGUGUGUGUGUGCGUGUGUUCGAAGUUGGCGAGGUAGAGUGCAAGGCACAAGCCACGGGCGCCGACUUGCGGACGCGUCAACCGACGAUGCUUCUUGCCACGGACACCAGCAGGAGAGACGACAGGAGCUUUGCGUAUCCUUCGUAUUUUCUUUCCUUUCCUCUCUUCGUCGUGUGCCUUUGAGUUUGUAUUUUCUUCCCUGACCUGUCCUGCACUAAAGAAAAAACUUGCCUCUUGCGUGCCUCCACGCGACUGAUGCCUCGUUGCGUAGAAAUGUCAGACGGGCUUUGUCGUCGCAACGCUCAGUUUGGCUUGGCUGGCGUCGGCAUUUUGAAAUUUGCCGACGAAGAGAAUUUUUUUUUUUUUCUUUUAUGGCCCAUUCUUUUUUUUGGUGUCACCGGUUUUAAGUUGCGCUUGGCCCUCUCCGGUGUGAAUAGAGAAUGGUGAAGAGUCGAAGUGCGAUUUUUGCUUCGCACGCGUAGCUGUAAUAGGCAUCUUUGGGCAGUUGCACUUGAAAGUUGGGGGGGACGUGACAACGGCAAUGCAGUGACUGGCGCAAUCUUUAGUCUAAUGAAUUCAGAGAUCUUUAGGCGAAGAGUCGCCCAAAUUUUCGCAUGGCCACUUACCGUCUCUGCACUGCUCGGUGCGUCUGUAGUGAUCGGUAGCGAUUAGAGGAGGCUCUGUGGAAGAGUUAGUCAUGUUACAUUAGUCUGAAGACUGGGCCGGGUGCAUGCAUCGUAACGUGGGAGGGGAAUAUUUUCUGGCCGGUGCACUUUAUAUCGGAGGCGGUUUGCCUGAAUGGUAGACGUUGCGGGAAAGUAUGCUUCCUUUUUUUUUUUUUUUUUUUUGUGUGUGUCUUGACAUGGAAUAUUGAUGCCAUCACUGGUUGUUAAGUGCCUGGGGAAGUUUACGGUUAAUAUCCUUAAUAGGUUUUAAAAAAAAAGCCGCGAACUCCAGUCAUAAUGAAUAAAGCAAAAAGUAAAAGAGAAUGUAGGAAGUGUGUAUAUAUAUCGAACACUUGACCCAUAUAUAGGUAUAUAUAUUAUAUAUACACAUUAUAAAGAAAAUACAAAAAAGAGCUUCUAUUGUACACCUACCUAAGUACAUAUACCUGCAGGAAAAAAAAAAGGCAAACUGUGGGGAUUUUUUUUUUUUUUUGCGAGAGUUGUGUGCUUUUUGUUUGUACUUUGUUGGGGUCUUUUUUUUUUGGUUGCUUUUUGUCGCAUGCCUGUUUUCGAGAGUUUCUUCAACAUUUUACUUGCGUGUGUGGGUGCGUGCAUGCGUGUUUGCCGGCAAAGAGCAGGCAAGAGUGUCGUCAAAUUAGUGGAAUGUUUGCUGCUUCGCUAGUAUAAUUAUUUAUGAUAGUGAACAUAGCCUGUUCCGCUGACUUCGGAGAAGAAAAAAAAAAUAUACUGUGAUGUUUCUGUGGGUGAAAUAAAGGAAUAUUGCCAGAUGUUUGUUUUGGGAAAA
Messenger RNA from Ixodes scapularis (black-legged tick), 10916 nucleotides. RefSeq names its product E3 ubiquitin-protein ligase HECTD1 (gene Ufd4). The coding region runs from base 779 to 8527 and encodes 2582 amino acids. Gene Ontology annotation, biological process: protein K63-linked ubiquitination; anatomical structure development; proteasome-mediated ubiquitin-dependent protein catabolic process. The record is from RefSeq and is a predicted model, not a curated record. Gene Ontology annotation, molecular function: protein binding; metal ion binding; ubiquitin protein ligase activity. The transcript is spliced from 44 exons. Gene Ontology annotation, cellular component: nuclear speck. NCBI's taxonomy places the organism in Eukaryota, Metazoa, Arthropoda, Arachnida, Ixodida, Ixodidae.